UUCAAAAGAUAGAACCAUGGAGAGAUGGCAAACUGUGAUUUUGGAAUGGGUUAAUUGUUUGAAAAUUGCCGAUUCAAUUCCGGAUGUUCCAUCAAUAGCCCAAAGUAAUUUUUUUAAAGGGAUACUUGAAAAAUUGUGUAAAGAUGAUUCCAUCCAGGAAUUGGAUCAAUCUAUGGUUCAAGAUAGAUUAUAUCAGUUUAUUAGAGAUUCGUAUCCUGAUUAUGAAUUGGAAUACGAUGGGGAUAUUGCCACGGAUAUCAAUGAAUUAACAAAUAUAUGCUCAUUAUUAAUGUAUUACUGCGCAAUUAAUAGUGAGGAUCCAUCAUUAAAGGAUCCAGCUUGUAACUUAUUAUCGGAAGGUUCACAAACCUUAUAUAUGGAUUUCCUAACUUCAAUUCUUCAUUCCAAUGAUGUUCCAGUUAUUACACGUGAACUGGUCAACUCUGCCAUCAGAGAAGCAUGUGAUAAAAAAAAAAAUUUAUCAAAAAGACCAAAAAGUACCGAAAGUAUUCGAACACCAGUCAGACAUAAAAAUAGUAGAUCAUUAUUAGCACCAAAAAUAGUAUGUUUUACCGAUUUUAUACAAUCACCAGAAGCAAAAAAACAGAAACAUCUGGAAUAUUUAACGAAAGAAAUGCGCAAUAUAAAAGCAGAACUUGCAACUGAACGUGAUGAGAAAUUGGAUUUACAUGAAGAUAUUAAACGACUAAAUGAAAAAAAUAAUAAAUUGACUAAAGAUUUAGAACGAAGACAAUCGGAAAUAUCACAACUAAAUGCUAAAAUAGUUGAACUCGAACAAGUAAAAAUAGUUACACCAGUUAAAACCGAGACAACAAACGUAAAAUUACGUACAAACUUAAAAGAAGCCGAACAACGUAUUGAAGAUCUACAAACUGAUCUAAAUGAGAAAGAAAGACAAAAUAAAUCCUUAACACAUAAAUUAACCAACAUUAAAAAGGAUUUACAAAUGUACAAACAAGCAAGUGAAGAAAAUGAAAUAGAAAUUCGUAAAUUAAUCCAAGAAAGAGAAGAACAAGCUUUAAAAAUUACUGAAUUAACUACUGAAGUUAUUGAACUGAAAAAUAUUUUAACUGAAUACAAAACUUCAAGUAUUUCAAAAGUGCUAAGUGAUUCAUUUACUAUGUCUGAACCGGAAAACAUGGGUGUGGUUAUUGAACUACAACUCAAAGAAAUUCAAAAUGAAAAUGAUGUCUUAAAACAGAAAUACGAACAAUUACAACUCGAAAAUGUUAAUUUACAACAAGAAAUCAAUAUAAGUAAAUCAGAAAUUGUAAAAUAUCGGGAGGAAUUGAAUCAAGCUCAAUUCGAAAAUUCUAAAUUUAAAUCUGAUAUUGAAAAUUAUAAUAAACAGGCAAAGAAAUUCGAAAAAGAAAUCAUCGAUUUGAAACAGGAUGUAAUUAUGAAAAAUGAAAAAAUUCAUCAAUUGAAUAAUGAAAAAGAUCAGCUUGAGAAAGAAAUAAGUAAUUUGAAAGUUGAAUUAACAUUGAAAAAUCAACAAAUCGAGGAAAAUAAUCAUCAUUGUAAUAAAUUGAAAGAGAAAUUAAUUAGCGAAACUAUGAAAUUAGAAGAACUCAAUUGUAAUUUCAAUGAAACCAAAACGAAAUUGGAAACAAUACAAAAUGAAUUAUACUUGAAACUAAAACAAAUUGAAACUAUGGAAUCACAUAUAAAAAGUUUACAAAAUAGUGAAGAUUUAGCAAAAGUUGAAUAUGCUGAAUUACAAAGAAAAAAUGAAUUGGAAUUGAAACGUAGUCAAAUUAAUACUAUGGAAAUUAACUUAAGAAAUGAGACAACAAAAAUUGAAACUUUAUCGAAAGUAAAAAUUGAAGAAUUGGAACAAACUAUAGAGAAAAUUGAAAAGAGUUUCAAAGAAUCGAGUACGACAUUAGAAAAAACGCAAAAUGAAUUGAAAUUGAAAUGUGUACAAAUUGAAACUUUGGAAAAUGAAUUGAAAAAUUUACGGGAGGAAACAAAUAAAAUUGAGAAUUUAUCUAAAGAUAGAAUUGAAAAAUUAACACAAAACAUUCAAGAAAUUGAACACAAUUUCAAUGAAAUAAGUUCUAAAUUGAGAGACAAAGAAAAGGACUUAGAAUUGAAAUGUAUUCAAAUUGAAACAAUGGAAUGUGAAAUAAGAAAUCUAAAAGAAGAUAAUACUUCAUCCAAAGAGAAAAUUGAUGAUUUGCUACGAAAUGUUCAAGAAAAGGAGCAUGCUUUCAAUGAAAUAAGUGGCAAAUUAAAAGCCACAGAACUUGAAUUGGAAUUGAAACGUAAAGAAAUGGAAACCAUAGAAAAUACGUUACAUGAAGAAAAAAAUUCAUCUAAAAUAAAAAUUGAAGAAUUGCAACGAUCCAUUAAAGAAAUCGAAAACAAUUUCAAUGAAAAAAGUUCUAAAUUAAAUAGCACAGAAAGUGAGUUAAAUUUGAAAUUAGCUCAAAUUGAAUCUUUGGAACGUGAAAUAAAAACAUUACAAGAUGAGAAAAAUGAAGCGAUUGAAAAUUUAGAAAGUAAAAGUGCAUCUUUUGAAGAUGAAUUACGUUCUCAAAUUGAAUCUUUUGAAAAUAAAUUAAUUCACACAGAAAGUGAAUUAAAUUUGAAAUUAGCUCAAAUUGAAUCUUUACAACGUGAAUUAAAAACAUUACAAGAUGAGAAAAAUGUAGCAAUAACUGAAUUACGUUCUCAAAUUGAAUUUUUGGAAAAUGAAUUAAAAGCAAAAGUGAACCAAUUCGAAGAAAUAAUGAAAGAGAAAGACCAAUGUUAUAAAAACCUCGAACGUAAAAGUGUGAAUAAUUUAGCUAUGGUCGAAGUUUUAAAUAAACAAGUUAUGAAACUUCAACCAAUGAUCGAUGAAAAAGAUGGUGAAAUUGUUUCAUUAUCUCGACAGUUAGAAGAAAGCAAGAACAUGUUGAAACAAGAUAAAUUGUUGCUUCGAGAUCAAGAGAAGAAAUUGAACGAAUAUAAUUCAAUAUGUGAUUCAAAAUCGGCGUUUAUUAAUAAACUUGAAAGUCAAUUGUCACAUUUAGGGAAAAAUUUUAAAGAAUCUGAAUCUCGAUUAUCCGAAAAAAAUAAAACAAUCAAUAAUUUAGAAAUAAUUAUAUCAAAUUAUGACACAGAAAUUACCGAUUUAAAACGUCAACUCGAUGAAAACGAUCGUCAUAUUAUGAAUUUGAAUGUACAUGAAGAGGAAUUAAUUCGUGAGUACGAAAAAGAAAUCAAUCAAUGUAACGCAACAAUUAAAACAUUAAAAUCGUCGAUUGUCGAGCUUGAAAAUUUAAUCAAACAGUCACAGUCUGAAAAAGAUCAAUUUUCACAAAAUAAUCAGUCAAUGAUAGCAAACUUCGAACAAUUAGAAAAUGAGAAAACUGCAUUAAAUGAUGAGCUUCGAGUACAAAAGAAAAAUUUGGAAAAUUUACAAGAUAAAUUUGAUUUAAUGUGUCUCGAUUGCAAUUCAAUAAAAGAAGCAAAUGAAAAAUUGUUAAAAGAAAAUAAAAAUUUAGCAACACAAAUAACCGAAAUGGAAACGAAAAAUGUGGAAUUGAACAACGAAUUAUGUAAAUUUAAAAUAGAAAGUGGUGAUUUCCUAAAUGGAAAAUUAGAAUUGAUGACUCAAUUAGAAAAAGUUCAAGAAAGUUUAACUCAACAACUAGAAGUGAAUAAACAGUUGAAUACUGAGAAAUUGUCAAAGAUAAACGAACUUAGUGAUAAAAAUUACUCUAAAGCAAUUUCACAACUAGAAAAAGAAAUCGAUUUAGAGAAAAAUUUGAAUAAAGUAUUAAUUGGAGAGAAAGAAAAAUUAUCGAAAACAAUUACCGAACUGGAAGAUAAAAUAAAUGCAGGAUUAACAGCAACAAAUGAAUGUAGAAUUGAAGAGUUACUCUUGAAACAACAACAAUUGAAGGAUGAAUUGCAGGAACGUGAAAAUAAGUUUCUAGAACUUGAAAAAGAAUUUAAUAAAGCUUCUGGACAAUUAUCAACUAAUGCAGAAAAAAUUACUUCACUUAAAGCUGAUUAUGAAGUUGUAGUUACCGAAAAAGAACUGUAUCGUAAAGAUUUAAUGGAAAUGCAAUCACAAAUUAAAAACAUUGUUGAAGAAAAAUCUCGUUUAAAAGAAGAAAAUAAACAACUUGAAAAAACGGUUGAUGAAUUGAAAAUGAAACAUGCUCAAUUUUCAGAAUUUAACGAUUUAGGUAAUGAAAAUACGGAAUUACAAGCUCAAAUUUCAAGGAUACACGAACAAAAUGAAGUGUUAACAAGACAAUAUGAAUCGGUGAAACUUGAAUUAAAUGAAAGUCAAGAGUUUACUAAAAAAAUAAUCGCCGAUAACGAUAAUUUAGUUGAAAAGAAAUCGGAAAUUGAAAAUAAAAAUAUGGAGCUAAACAAUGAAUUACUUCAAACUAAAAAAGAGUUAUUAAUCGUUAAAGAAACUUGUUGUGAUCUAGAAAAUCGUUAUAAAUCAUUUAUGGAUGAAAAUGAAUUGAAAAUAAAACAACUAGAAGAACAGGUCCAAUUUAAUAAACUGAAAUCGGAUGAUUUUAAAAAACAGUAUGAACAAUCCCAAAAGGAUUUAGAAAUGUUACAAGAAUCCACAAAUACUGAAAAAAAACAUUAUGAAGUAUUAAUCAAUGAAAAAGAACAAAAAAUUAAAGAAUUAACCGACGAUUUACAACGAUACAAAGAUCGAAUUGAUCUAAUCGAGUUAGAAAAAAUGAAAAAUCAAGAUAAGUGCACGGAUAUUGAAAACAAAUACAUAGAAAAGUUAACAAAUCAAGAAAAGCUGACUGAAAAAUUACAGCGUAUUGAAAUCGAGAAAAAUGAAAAUGAGAAAGUUAUUGAUAAAAAAGACCGAUUUAUCAAAGAUCUAGAAAUGAUUACAAGUACUUUAAAAGAAGAACAUUCAAAAUUAGCGGAAAAAAAUGUGAUGUUAAUCAAGGAAAUUGAUAUAUUAAAAAGUACAUUAACCACCAUACAAAAUGAAAAUAAAACAUUAUCUGAGAAUCUGGAAAACUCCCAACAGAAAACUAAAAAACUUGUAUCUGAAAAGGAAAAAGAGUUAGAAGAUGCACAGAAGAAAUACAAAACGUUAGAGAAUAAGUUAUUAGAAAUCGAAAACGAUAAAAUGAAAAUUGUGGUGGAAAAACAGCAAGUUACCGAUGAAUUAUUAAACGUGAAAACAAGCCGAGAUCAAUUGUUAACAAAACACACUGAUAUGUCGAAUCAAUUGACGGAAUAUAUUCAUAAAAAUUUCGAAUUGGGUAAGCAAAUUGAAAAAUUGGAACAACAUAUUAAUUACGAGAAAGAUUCACGUUCAGAAAUUCAACAAAUGCUACGCAAACAAACAGAUAUCUCAGAAAAAUCACAAGAAUAUGUAAAAUUAAAUGUUGAAUUACAGAAAAAAAUUGAAAAUUUAGAGAAACUGUUGCGUAUUGAAAGUGAGAAUGCAAUGAAAAAUGAAAAAGCCAUCAAAGAUCAAAUUAAAACUGCAGAAAAAGAGCAGCGUGAAUUGCAAUCACAAAUUGAUCAUUUAAAUCACGAAAAUGCUGUGUUGAAAACUGAAAAAGAAAAUUUGAAAAUAGAAUAUUUAAGUCCACGCCCAGAAUUAAUUAAAUUACGAGAAGCUUACGAACAAGUUGUUAAAGAAAAUUCACUAUUACAAUAUGAGUUGCAAUCGGUGCGAAAAUUAAUGGCAGAAAAAGAAUCACAGCUAAAUGAGAGUGAAAAAUUAAAAGAUGCAUACGAAAAAAUUUUUAAAGAAGGUGAUACGUUAAAAACGGAACUGGAUAUAAUGAAAGAAAAGCGGCUACGUGAUAAAGAAGAGUAUAAAAUCCGUAUGGAGCAAAGUACGAAAUUAAAUGAGGAGAAAAUGCGAGAAUUGCGUAUUGAUUAUGAUGUUAAAUUGGAAAAGAUGAAAAAUCGAAUGAAACAAUUAUAUGCCGAAGAAAUUGCUAAAUCUGAAAAGAAAAAAGAAGCUGAACAUGAAAAAUUGUGUAAAUCUUACCAAAAAAAGAUUCAAGAGUAUGAAGAUUAUAUUAAAGAAUUACAAACACAAAUGUGGACAGUUGGUGAUAAAUUUUUGGGUGAACAACAGAGUAAAGAACGGAUAAAUAAGCAGCUAAAUGAUGCUAUGAAAAGGAAUAGUCAAAUUCAAUCGUCACGGCACGAUGAUAAUCUAUUAAGUUGUCCAUCACAUGAAUCCUUACAAAAUGUCGGAAGGGAAUCAAUUAUCUUCCGUGAGAAAACGACUGUACCAUUGGAUGCCUUGUUUGCUACACAAUCAAGAGAUUCGUUUAAUCCUACUAAGCCAGAAAAACGUGAUUCCUACUUAUCGAUUGGUAAUGACAAAUCCAAAAGACCCGUAUCAUUUAUUGUUUCACUACCAUCAAAAAGUGGCAGAGAGAAAAAGGCGAAUCGUGUUGGACCUAUUGAGCAAGAAUUUAAAGAACCAAAUAACGACCAACCAAUGCGUGGCAAGAGAUUACCACGUAAUAGUGUUCCAGCAACACUUGGUGGUGGACAAGGUUUACACAUGGAAGAUGAAGAAGUAGAAAUGUUUAAUACAAACUAUUUAAGUGAUUUACAAUCAGGUCGAUGCUCUGUCGCAUCCGCGCGUCCAUCUUCGCCUACGAAAGGUAGUAGCAAAACAGAUAAAUCACGUUUAUCUGAAUUACAAGUACGUAAUUCGUUAUGUCCACCACAUUUGAAAUCAUCAUACCCGGCUGAAACACAAUUUCAUAGCCCGUCCAAAUUUAAGGAAGAUGAUCUAAAGACUGGAAACGUACAUUUAGAUGACAGUUUAAACACAUGUCUGUUACCUGAUGAAAAACCACGGCGUAAAGAAAGUACCUUUUAUAAAAAACCAGGACCGUCCACACCUAGUAAACGCAGUUCUUUUCAAGGAAGUGAAUCACGUGACGUAUUACGUGAACAAAAUAAAAGCAGCGAGCAAAGUAAUACAUUAAAUAAUCGUAAAACAUCAACUCCAAAUCGUUUAAUUAAAGCAUUAUUCUCAUCAUCAAAUCGUAGUCAAUCACUACGUUCUGCCGAUACAGAGAACCAGCCAGUAACGACGCCACGGACUCGGCGUUACAAUAUUUUUCGUAAACAGCGUUAAAUUUUUUCGCCCGUCAUACUUUAUUUAUUUUAUUUUCAUGUUUGUUUUGUAUAAAGUUAAAAAGAAAUU
Chrysoperla carnea is the source of this 7195-nucleotide messenger RNA. RefSeq names its product putative leucine-rich repeat-containing protein DDB_G0290503. Lineage: Eukaryota; Metazoa; Arthropoda; Insecta; Neuroptera; Chrysopidae. The transcript is spliced from 13 exons. The record is from RefSeq and is a predicted model, not a curated record. Bases 17 to 7126 code for a protein of 2369 amino acids.